This is a messenger RNA of Lasiosphaeria miniovina, 1835 nucleotides long. RefSeq names its product putative nucleoside:sodium symporter protein. Gene Ontology annotation, biological process: nucleoside transmembrane transport. Gene Ontology annotation, cellular component: plasma membrane. The record is from RefSeq and is a predicted model, not a curated record. Bases 216 to 1694 code for a protein of 492 amino acids. The transcript is spliced from 2 exons. Gene Ontology annotation, molecular function: symporter activity; nucleoside transmembrane transporter activity. NCBI's taxonomy places the organism in Eukaryota, Fungi, Ascomycota, Sordariomycetes, Sordariales, Lasiosphaeriaceae.
AUCGUCUUCAUUGUGUUUACUGCGUGAGUCUCUCCCUCCCCGCCCUUUCGCUGUUUACUUUUCGUCCAUUUCCUCUGCACCGUGAUGCUCGGCCUAUUUUUAUUUCUUUUUCCUCCCGUCAUUUUGGGAGCCUGAGAUUGCUGCGAUGCUAACUUGUCGAGGGUGUUGUCAGAUGGUGGAUCUUUGGUCUCAUCAACCACCGUUUCAGCGAUAACAUGGGGUGGCUGAAGCCGACGUUGCUUUACAUCGGCAUCCUGAUUCGUCUCAUUACCUUUUACGUCCCGGCUGCCCUCGCCUUGGUACCCGUCGCCUGGAUCUGGAACCACUCGGUCUUCAAGGUUUAUGAGGCAAUCCCCGCCCGUCUGCACCAGCCGCUGGCUGCCGCCGGUACUUUCGCAGUAUUCUUGGUCGGAAGCUUCGUCCCCGAGGAGACUGGAGACAACACGCGGUCUAAUCGUGCCAUCUCCAUCUUUGGCCUGCUCGUCAUGAUUGCCCUCCUGACUGCCACAUCGCGCGACUGGAGGCGCAUUCCAUGGCAUACUGUCAUCGGCGGCAUGCUUUCACAGUUUAUCAUCGCCCUCUUCGUGCUGCGUACUCAUGCCGGUUACGAUAUAUUUGCCUUCAUCUCCGAGCUAGCUCGCGCUCUGCUGGGUUUCGCCGACCAAGGUGUUGUCUUCUUGACCGACCCGACAGUUCCCCCUUUGCAUUGGUUUAUCAGUGGCGUCGUGCCCCCCAUCAUCUUCUUCGUCGCUCUCGUACAGAUGGCCUACUAUUUCGGCUUCAUUCAGUGGUUCAUCGGAAAGUUCGCUGUCUUUUUCUUCUGGGCUCUGCGGGUAUCGGGUGCUGAAGCUGUUGUUGCGGCUGCCACGCCCUUUAUCGGCCAGGGCGAGUCUGCUAUGCUGAUUCGGCCCUUCAUGCCUCACCUGACCAUGGCAGAGCUCCAUCAGAUUAUGGCUUGCGGUUUCGCCACCAUUGCCGGCUCCGUUCUCGUUGCAUACAUCGGCCUCGGCCUCAACCCCCAGGCUCUGGUUUCCAGCUGCAUCAUGUCCAUUCCCGCCUCUCUUGCCGUGUCAAAGAUGCGCUACCCCGAGACGGAGGAUACACUGACAUCGGGCGAGGUCAUCAUUCCCAAGGAUGCCGAGGCGGAAGAGAGCGUCAAUGCUCUCCAUGCUUUCACCAAUGGCGCUUGGCUCGGCAUCAAGAUCGGCGGCACCAUUGUCGCGUGUAUCCUCUGCAUCAUCGCCCUGGUUGGUCUGAUCAACGGCUUGCUGGGCUGGUGGGGCAGAUACUGGAGCAUUACCAACCCCGAGCUCUCGCUCCAGCUUAUCGUCGGUUACCUCCUCUACCCAGUUGCCUGGCUGCUUGGCGUGCCGAACCAGGAUCUCCGCGCAGUCGGCCAGCUCAUCGGCACCAAGAUCAUCAUCAACGAAUAUGCUGCUUUCAGCGACCUCACCAAGCUGGAGCCGUUUAUCAGCAUGGCCGCGCGCUCGAAAGUGAUCGCCACCUAUGCUUGCUGCGGCUUCGGCAACAUUGGCUCCCUCGGAAUCCAAAUCGGUGUGCUGUCUCAGAUUGCUCCCAAGCGCUCUGGUGAUGUCCUGAAGGUCGCCGUGUCGGCUUUGUUCUCGGGUGUUCUAGCCACGUUAACGUCGGCCAGCAUCGCCGGCAUGCUGUACACCGAUGGUAUCGGUUCGUAAGAACGUAAUGACAUCUAUAUGACAGUGGCCUUUUGUCCUGAUCUCGGGCGCUAUAGCGCACACAUAAUAAAAAAAACAAUUGGCUGUUCUGCUCUGAAGAAGUAGCCCAAUGAUACUUUAAUACUCAAUAACUUACUUUGA